GCUCUGUCGUGCCUAUCAGACGGAGAGCAGAGGUUCGCGUCGAAUUCGAGUGGCUUGGGGGCAAUAUGGAAAUGCUGUCGACCAUGUCGGGGCCGGGCGUGAAUGAUCAGGAGACGCAGUUUAUGCAGGUCCACACUGCCACUGUUGGGUCAUGGUCAUGGUCAUGGUCAUGGCCGUCGGUGUUGGACCCUCUUUGCCAAGCGUGUAGCCGUCGCCUUCGCCUCGUCGUUGGCCACCGUGCCCAUGGAGCGGCCGGCUGGGUGCGUCGUGAGCAGCGCUGGCGGGCUGCUGCCAUGCCAGCCUUGGUGUUCGCUUCCCACCACUACCACCACCACAGCACCAGCUAAGCAGCAAAUGACUGUGAACGGCUCCGUGCUUCCUGCACCCUUCUCUGUAAGCAGCCGAUUAGCACACCCCCCUCAUGCCUGCCAACCGCGCCCGCUGUGGGGAGGCGACGAUACACGGUGCGCUUCCGCUGACGACUCGCCAUCCUGGUCUGGGAGCAUCCUCUGCCGCUGCUGUUAUUGAUUGUCUGAGCCGAACGUGGAGUACUUGACGCCCCUUGUCAUCCCCGCAUUUGCGCCGCUCAUCUCGCGAGCCAUGUUUUGCACCUGUGUAAAGCUAGACGGACGCGAGAUUGGGUGUGGUUACUUAUAAUCGCUGCUGGCCCGGCCCUUUCCUGUCUUUGUUACACUACUACCUUGCUGCCGCCA
Molecule: messenger RNA, 713 nt
Organism: Bipolaris sorokiniana ND90Pr
Lineage: Eukaryota; Fungi; Ascomycota; Dothideomycetes; Pleosporales; Pleosporaceae
Exons: 1
Coding region: 103-528 (141 amino acids)
Source: RefSeq, a predicted model, not a curated record